This is a messenger RNA of Gambusia affinis (western mosquitofish), 7869 nucleotides long. RefSeq names its product protein FAM222B-like. The record is from RefSeq and is a predicted model, not a curated record. The coding region runs from base 561 to 1910 and encodes 449 amino acids. The transcript is spliced from 3 exons. Lineage: Eukaryota; Metazoa; Chordata; Actinopteri; Cyprinodontiformes; Poeciliidae.
UGAGCCGGUUCCGCAUCGCCGCUGAGCCCGGAGAAGGAGGAGAGGAACAGAUGUUGCUGCCGUAGCCAGACAGCAGCUCGGAGAAGCGGCCAGCGGAGGAUGGUGUCUUCAAUUUUUAUUUAUUAUUGUUGAAUUUCAACAAAAUGAAGCGGCUUUACUCAUAACUUUGCGAGGAGGCGAUGAGAGGGACCCGUCCGCCGCUGCAGUAGAGGAGCAGUGACAUGCUGGCUUGUCUGCCAGCGUCAGGUGACCUCGCCAUCCGAUUUCUUCACCGCACGCAGAUGAACACUGGACUUCAGAAAUGGGAAACCACACAGAAGAUGAGAUCUGCUGCCCAUCCGACGCCUGCAGAGUUGGACGCCUAUGCUAAGAAAGUCGCCGACAAACCUCUGAGCAUCCAGAUCUUCCCAAACAGCAUCAAGGUUCCUCAGAAGAAACACGUCCGCCGCACUGUCAACGGCCUGGACACGUCGUCGUCCGCGCAGCGCCACAGCCCGUACCCUCCGCAGCUGGCCGCCGGCGCCGGGCUCCUGGGCCCGCCUGCGCGCCUCUAAGCCGCCAUGAACCCUCAGAGCGGCCCGUACGCCGCGCCCAGCACUUUAAACCUCCCGCACCUGGCCGCUCAGAAGCAGGGGGCGGAGCAUCCGCAGCAGAGCCUGGCGCACCCCAUGGCGCUGCAGCAUCACCAGAGGAGCAUUGCUCACUCUCAGGCUCUGCAGCAGCAGCAGAGGCUGACGCAUCCACCCGCCAUCCAGCGGCAGCCGCCCCCUCAGGACGUGGUACCCUGUGCCGCCGCCAUGCCGCAGCAGCACCUCCCUCACAUGCAAACUCUGAAGCAUCAAGCGGCUCCAGCUCCAGCUUUGGGAGCGACUCAGGAGCUGCGGCAUGUCCAGGACAGCGCGGCCAUGCAGGCGGCGCCGCCGGGCCCCUCCGCCCUGCCGCCGCCUCCGUACGGCAACCGUAAGCUGCCGGACGCUGACGCCCCGCCCAACGUGACGGUAUCUACCUCCACCAUCCCGCUGUCCAUGGCGGCCAGCCUGCAGCAGGCGCGGCCCGGCGACCUGAGCAGCAUCGUGCUACAGAUCAACCAGCUGUGCCAGGCGCGCGCCGGCAUGGGCGCCACGUCCGUCUGCGAGGGCCAGAUCGCCAACCCCAGUCCCAUCAGCCGCAACCAGCUCAUCAGCGCCAGCUCCAGGGUUUCCCAGCAUGCCUCUGGGGCUGGCGGCGUCUCCAGCUGCCUGCUGAUGGACAAGCCGGCCGCUCCGGCUCCCGCCUCGGCCUGCAGCAACAACAACAUGGCUGCUUUCCACCCGGAGAGCGACAAGCAGCUGCAGCAGCACCUACUGCAGCAGAAGCAGCAGCAUCUGCUGCAGCUGCAGCAGCAGCAGCGCUCCUGGGCGCAGCACCAGCUGGCCCACAUGCAGCAGCCGCCGGAGGGGGCGCAUCCCUGCAAAAACCCGCGGCUGGAUCCGGCGGCGGAGUGCGCCUUCCCCUCCCACGGCCUGAGCUACGGCCACAAGCCGCCCGCCAACGCCGCCGCGCACAGCUUCCCGCCGAAGCACGCCGCACACAAAACGCUGCCCCCCUCCUCCACCAACUGCUCCUACCUGAACGGCCACUACCUGCAGCCGGCGUGGGGCGCCGUCCCGGCCGCCGCCGGAAACAACGGGAGCACUCCUCAGGACCUGCCGGUGGGCUUUCAGGGCGGACACGCCGCCGCCGCAGAGCGCAUCCCGGGAGCCAAGUAUCGGCCGGGGAAGGACGGCUCGGCCGGCCAGCCCAAGCUGCUGCAGCACAGCGUGGAGUUCCUCGGCGAGGACUUCCAGAUCCCCGGCAUGCAGGAGCAGAGCGGGGAAUUGAUGCAUAAGAUGCACCGCGGCGGCGGCCAUCAUCACCAAGGUUACCAUUAGACUCCACAUCCACCCGUUUGUUCCCAACAGCACUUCGACCUGCUGAGCAGAGCCGGGCGAUAAAAAAUCGCUUUCUUUUCUUAAAAAGAAAAUCCAAAAAUAUUUUCUGAAGUGGAUUUUCUGGUUCCCUCUGAGCCACAAUAUAAAUGUUCUAAUUAUUUAAUUAUGCGAAUAUAGUCAUAAUUUUAGCAAAAUAAAGACACAAUUUUACCAGGGGGAAGUCUCUGCACUUGUAGCCUGGCUCUAAUAUUUCACCAUAGAGUUGACCUGAAGAGAACAGAAGCUGUAAAAAAACCACUUGUUAAACAAGAUGGCCACCAUGACAUCACUCCGACUCAGUGAGAUCAUUUGUGAAAAUAAAUCCAGACCUUUUAAUCUUCAGAAAACUAAAAUUUGAUUAAUCGAUGUGAUCGAUUUACCGCCCAGUUCUGCUCCAGAGUUUUGUGGUUUGGCUUCGUGUGAUGGACCGGCGCCGCACGGCGCCUUGGGGUUGUGAAGACCGCCGAGGCUGGGAGGCUCUCAGUGGAAGCUUCCCGAGCUCGAGCGUCGCCGCUCCGGACCGCCGCAGCACUUCUCAGUUUCACGACUUUUCUCAGCAUUCGUGGCCUUACGAGCACCCAGAGGCGAGUUCAGGAAGUCCUGGAACCACGGGUUCUCAUCUCCGCCCCGAACGCUCGGCUUUGCUCUGCGGUUCUGAACUUUCCCCGUCUCUUCGCCGGGUUUUCUUGUUGUUCUUUAGUUGUUGUGGAUCCGUAGAUCGCCCUACUUGAACUGUAGAAAUGUAAAAGUUUGGCAGAAGGAGGAGAAACUCCGUCUUUAAGUCUGGUUAAUGUGAAGCGAAAGCGUUCUGUCAGAACGGCGUGUGAUAGCGACUCCCCCUCUUCAGCGCAUCUACUCACCUCUUUCCUGAAGCGUCUCUGAAUCGGUUUGGUUUCUGUUAGCGAUAAGCAGCAAACCCACUUCCUGUGGAUCCUGGGGUUCGUUUGGAGGGAGCGGGUUUGGGCCGGUUCCAGGUUCUCAGAAACAUCCACCUAAAAAUCAUAACAAACAUCCGGAAACUUCAUCUAAUGCAUUAAUUUAAAACAGAAAAGAAAAAAUAAAUAAAUAGGGACGGAUUGAUUUCCUGCUGAAUAUUAAAAAAACGUUAGCUAGCUUUUCUGCCGUCAGCGUUGUUUAAUUUAUAAGAGGGGACGUCACACUGUGUGUGGAGGACCAUUUGGAUUGAAGUUAGGGUCACACUUAGUAGUCUGUAGCAUCUUGGUCUUUUAGCAUCAUAGCUAUAGAGCAUUUAGCUCCCUAUUAGCCAUUAGCACAGUUAGCAUGGCUAGUAUUUCUGUUGGUAUUCAACUGAAGAUUUAAAUCUUUGCUUCAACUUUCCCAAAGGCUGCCAAUGUUUCCUAAAUUUCAAUCACAAACAAAAGUUAAAAACUGAAAAGCCUUCCUGUUACCUGAUCUAAUUCUCGUGCUCUUUCCCAUCUUCUGGUCUGCAGAUAUUUCUCGACUUUUCAUUAAGAAAAAGUGUAGUCUGCUCAGUAGAGGAUUUCUUGAUGCAUUUUAAAAAUUGUAUUAAGACUAAAACAAAAAUCUUAUGCCGGAUUUCUACUGAGCGGUUCGGUAAGCCAUUUUAUGGUCCGAUAUGUUAAGGAGAGUUUCAGGAAAAGGGGGUAUAAAGUAAUCUCUGCAGGCCUUAUUGUGUGGAAUAUUAGUUAUUUUCUCACCCUUAUAAUUAUAGUUUGAUAACUGGUUAAUUUGUUGGACUAUCUCGUUAGCUGACAUGCUAGCUGUAGCAUGCUAACUGUAUUUUCACACGUUUAGAUGACAGUUGGCUACUUUUCCAGUUUCACAAUCAGAACUUCCCCCAAACUGAGGAAUUUCAGCCUCAUGUUCUGACUAUUUCAGCUCAGGUCAAACACAGCGGUUCACUCAGAAAUGCAGUUUCUCCUCCAACCUGACAGGGGGCGACAAUGAGGUGGGAAAAAAACUAACACUUCUGACAGUUUCAGAACUUUUUUUGCUGUAUUUGUAAAAACAUUGUUGGUUUUCUGAGUCGUCAUCAUUCUUAUUUGGCGCCCCCUCAGGAUGGGAGGAGUAUAUUCACUAACAAUCUUUGCUGCACAGUGGAUUGAUGAUUUUGGUCAGGGGUGUCCAAAGUGCGGCCCGGGGCCAUUUGUGGGCCCCGACUGCAAUUCAAGAAUGAUAAUAAUUUGAUCUAUUCAUCAGAAAUAAUCGAUCCAGAUGGUGAUUUUAUUUUUAAUCAGGGUAAAAUUAUUACGAACAUGAAAAAAUGUUAAGUUCAACACAAAGUAUAAAUCUUUUUAUAAGUAGAACCACAUCUAUCCAGAGUGUUUUUCCCCCUAAAUCAGCUUUUAUUUAAUGAAAAUGUUUUGAAGUAAAAUAAUCCAAAUGCUGAGAAUAAAUUUGUUCAAUCGAACUCAAAAGAAUUCAAAAACUAGAUUUGAUCCAGGAAAAUCAUUAUUAUGUUUUGGAUUUAUGAUGAAAAACUAAAAAAAUUAGACUGCUUUAUGUGUUUGAAUUUAGUUUUAUUUUUAAUUUCUUGGCCUGUGAAUACUUUAGACUCAAUCAUUUUGUCAGAAACCUUUCAUUUAUCUUUCUGUUGUAACUGAUAGGAAAUGUUGUCGCCUUUCUUUAAGCAAACUGACUGGCAGAAAGUUUUAGCAGUUUCAGCAGCCGGCCUAGUUAAAGCCCUGAUGCUGCUGCCCAUGCCUACAGAGUGACGCUGCACAGCGACUAAAGCCUUAAAUACGACUGUUAGCUUCAGGGUCGGAGCGCUGCCGUUGUCGUGGUAACUAAAAGCCGGACUCUGGUUUCUGAUUGGACGAGGUUGGAGCCGUCACUGAAACUCCCGCCCUUCUGACAUCUGGGGAGUUUUUCCAGCGUUUUAUAAAGUGGAUAGAGAUGUAGAGCGGGGCUGUAGCAGUCGUUUUAAAUGUUUCUGUUUCUGUUAGGGUUCUGAAAUACUUCUAAAUGUUUUUAUUUCUCUGUCCAGAAGCCAUACUAGUUUCCACUUCAGGGGCCAAAUGUGACUCAGCCGGUUCCACCUGGAUGAAGUCGGAGGCCUGAAUUAUUACGAAAGCUGAAUUAUUAUCGUAAAAAGUCAAACGGUGAUUUUUGGAUCGGUUCGCUCUUUCACUGCAAAAACACAAAAUGUCUCCGUUUUAGUCGACUUUCUACUGCAAAUGUCUUCAGUUGGGCUGAGACAAAAUUCAUAAAUAACUUUUCUACAAAUAUAGGAGCUUGUUUUUAGCCAAUGAUUCUUGGAUGUUGAUUUAAAAAUAUUCACUGGCAGAUUUUUUUUUCUUAUUUAUAACAAGACAUUUUUCUAUGAUUGAGUAUUUGGGGCGGACUGAAACAUUUUUAAAUUUUUUUGUUUUAUUACUAAAUCACCAGAAUAAAGUCAUAAAAUUACUUUAAAAAAAUGCAAAUAUUGCUGCUAUCUGCUACAGAUAAUAAUUUGUGUUAAAAGUUUUUAUUUGUGAAACUGACACCAAAGUUAAAGUUCACCAGAUGCUCAACAUUCCUAAUGUUUUCCUAAUUUAUUUUUGCAAGUUGUCAUAAAUUAAUACUUUAUUCUACUAUUACUAAAACUAAUAAUAUUAAUAUUAAUAGUUUACCUUCAUAUUAUUUCAACUUUAUUGUUGUGAGUUUUAUGAAUUUAUUCUGGUAAUAAUAUGUCAUUAAUCUCAUAUUAUUUAUUAUCAUAUAAUUAGGACUUUAUUAUAGUAAUAUUACUAUUCUUCUCUUGUUACGACUUUUAUUUCUUCAUAUUUUGACUUUUUCUCUUAAUGCUUAUUUUUCUUAAAUUCUUAUUUUUGUUCUGUUUCGACUUGCUGUUUUAAAAAUUUUAAUCUCUUAAUUUUGUCAUAAUUCUCAGAACACUACAGUUUUUUCCUCAUUAUUUUUCUCCUAACUUAUUUCUCGUAGUCUGACUCUUAACAUUUUGUCAAAUUUUUAUCAAUAAUUAAGAGUUAUUUAAGCAACACAAGCUCCUAUAUGUUCCUAUAUUCCUCUUUUCCUGAAAAGUUUUCCUCAGCUUCAAAUGUACAGAGAUAUUUGCUCCACAAAUUAGGCCAAAAAUAUUUGAGAUUUAGUUUUUUUCAGUUGGUUUAUAUAUUUCUGCUGGUUGUUAAAACUUUGUGGAGCUUUAAUAAGAAAAAUAUCAGAAAUGUCUCGUUUAAUGUCUUAUUUAGUUAAUUCCUGGCGUUUCUGAUGCGGUGCAGGAGCGAAGCGACCAGAGUCUCGUUUCGGCUCUUUAUACUUGACGGGAGUUAAUUUCUGCUUCCCUGGCUUUCGUUUUUGAUGUGCCUGUCCCUUUAAGCUGCUAUUGAAUUUAAUCAGCACACUGAUCCGGUGUGUGUCUAUAAAUAGUAACAUGAUCUGGGCUGCACCAGUGGAGGGAGAAACCCGCUCCGGUCGGGUGAACGGACACUCGGAGGCGUUGAAGCCGCCACACUAACCCGGAUUAAGUUUCACGUUUUGGGUUUUUCCCCCCAACAGCCAAUCAGACGAGCUCAAACACUAAACGGUCGGACCGAGCCGCCUCUGGUUCGGAACCGCCUCAGUGCAGCCCGUUGAAGUCAGGUUCUACUGUUUCAUAUGAAGUGCCUCCACUGGGCUUAGUAUGGACAAGUGUGUGUGUGUGUGUGUGUGGGCGUGGGCGUGUGUGUGGGUACCUGCACAGGUGUGCACAAAGUGAAUCUAAUGUGUGUGUGUGUGUGUUUCUGGGGGGGACCAAGCUACUUAUUGUAACUACUGAUACUGUGUGACGGACCCAAGUCCUGAAGCGUGCCACGACUCGCUGACGCUGUGGGGCGUCAACCGAUUGCUGCUGACUCACGACCAAAGUGACCAGGUGUCCCUCUCUCUCUGAGCGGCCAGCAGCUAGCGCCUAACUGUUAGCAGUUAACUGGAUCGGCUACUAGUACUUAAACUGACAAGUAGCAGCUAAUAGCUACUAAUAAUGAUGAGAGAAGCAGCUAGCCGCUAGUAUUUAGCGACUAGCUGCUACUAGAAUGGACAAACCACUAGUACUAGUGUGGACAAGAGAAACAACGGCUAGUGGCUAGUAGCUGCUAAUAUGCACAACAGAAGCAGCUAGCCACUAGCAGUAAGAUAUUACCUGCUACUAGUAUGGACAAGUGAAGUGGCUAGUGGUUUGUAGCUACUAGGAUGGACAAGAGAAGCAGCUAGCCAUUUUAGCAGUUAGCUGCUACUAUGGACAAGCUACUGGCCAGACAAGAGCGGCAGCUAGGUGCUACUAGUCCAUCCUAGCAGUGCGUGCUAACAUCUAGCAGCUAGCUUUGUCUUCUGACAGUAACAAUCUGGUGAUGUAAAGAACUGCUGCUGCUGCUGCUUUUGUUCUGUUGCUUUCAGAGAAUCUCGUGAAGUAAAAAUCAAAGAUGUGAACUGAGCAUAAGAAAAUCUAGAGUGAACGGGUCGUUUGGCGGAUGCCCAGGACUACGUUCUAAAGGGGGCGUCAGAUUUAUUGGAACUAAUGGAAGUAAUUUGUCUAAGCAGGUAUUCUGUUGCUUUUGAAUUGUAGAAAUUGCAGAUGUUACUUCACCUGGUUUGUGCAAAUCAGGAAUCAUUUCCUGGGUUUUAAUUGGUCGGGUUUGCCAGAACCGCCACUGAACCAGAGCUUUGUGUUUCCUGGUUCCGCUCGAGGUCCAGAGGGAGAUCGGUACACGUCUGUUUGCACUCUAAGACUCGUCUACUGAAGCACAUUCCGGUGAAGGAACCCAGCAGUCACUCUAGGUUUCUUAUUGCUCUGAUCCAGCUGUUUGGGUUGUGAGAACCAAAAUGUUCUGACCGCUGGUGGACGGGCCUUUCUGUCUCUGUGUGUGAAAAUGUGAUAUUUCCAGUUUUGCCUAACCUUCAGGAACUCAAAUGUCUUGCACAAACAUUCCCCCCCCCAAACCAAAAUAAAGUUUGCAAACACAAA